Molecule: messenger RNA, 12914 nt
Organism: Callithrix jacchus (white-tufted-ear marmoset)
Lineage: Eukaryota; Metazoa; Chordata; Mammalia; Primates; Cebidae
Source: RefSeq, a predicted model, not a curated record
ACCCUCUCCCGCAGCCAGCAGGACCUGGCGUGGUAGUUUUCACCUCUGCAGCGAGUGGGGUCAGUGGGAAAUGUAGCUCGUUAAGCAGGGAGAGGACAAGACAAGUUGAGCCUCCUUGUAGGUGGCAUGGUACAGCGGACGGCAUGCUCCGGAACCAGGCUGCCGGCUUAAAGCCUUGCUCCAGCAUCCUCUGGCCAUGAGAUGUGGCUUCAAAAUUCAGCAGCUCUAAGUUUCCUCCCCUAAGAAGAGGAGAAAGCAGGAGGACCAGGCUCAUGGAUCUGUGUACAUGAAAUGACAGUUAAGUGUUCAGUUCAGGGGUUUAGCUGCCUAACCCUUAAUAAGUCCUCUGGAAAGGUCAUUUACUGCAAAUACAGGAUCAAUGGGCACCUAACUGGAGGGAACUCAUUAUUCAACCCUGUGUACAGGGGCAAACCCCUCUGCAGCCUCUCACCAGGCAGCUUUCCAGAUUCUGUUUUGCCAUUCCACUGGAGGAAGUGAUUCCUCUAGAACAUUCUUUGUCUGGGAUUCCAAAGGCAGGAAGCCCCUGUUUCCAUUGUGGGGACUCUCCUUGUUUAAAAGCUCAUUGUUGGUCUGAGCCCCAAGCAGCUUCCUGUAAUGACCACCCUUGGUCCUGGUUUCCCUUCCUAGAGGUGCGCGGGACAGGCUCAAGCUCCCCCACACAGGUCGUUCUCCAGAAUCCAAGCCCAGAAGCGCUUUCUUUUUUAUUUUCCUUGGACAUAGUUCCUGCUUUGCCACCCAUUCCUACUUCGGCAGGUUUGGGUUCUCUUCACACCACCCCAUCCCCUGCUGACCCCUUCCUCCAGAGCCAGCUACAGUGCCUGGUGCUUAGAUCUUGGGGUGCACACCUUGAGUUCUUCGCUUCCAACAGCCCUUUCCCUGGGCUCCUGCUCUGGCGCUGUCUGGGUCUUGGGCUGUUUCCAUCCCAAGUCCUCUGUGGAGCUGGGAUCCUUCAUUUCUGUCAUUCUUCUUCCUGAUGGUCUAGUCCUACACUGUCCUAUACAGUAGCCGCUAGCCACAUGUAGCUUUUCAAGCAUUUGAAAUUGGUUAAUGGUAGAGAUGGGGUCUCACUAUAAAAAAUUAAAUUUAAAAAUUUAGUAAUACAAUUCCCAAGGACUAAAUUUGGUGGGGUGGGUUGGGGACAGAGUCUCACUCUGUCGCCCAGGCUGGAGUGCAGUGGUGCGACCUCAGCUCAUUGCAACCUCUGCCUCCUGGGUGCAAAUGGUUCUCGUGCCUCAGCCUCCUGAGUAGCUGGGAUUACAGGCAUGCACCACCACAGCCAGCUAAUUUUUAUAUUUUUAGUAGAGAUGGGGUUUCACAUGUUGGUCAGGCUGGCCUCAAACUCCUGAGCUCAGGUGAUCCACCAGCCUCAGCCUCCCAAUGUGCUGAAAUUACAGGUGUCAGCCACCACGCCUGGCCUUAAGUUUUUAAUUUUAUUUGAUUUUGAUUAUCUUAUAUUUAAAUUUGAAAACUAAUACUGGAUUCCGUUUUUUUUUUUUUUAACUUUUAAGUAGGUUUAGAACAACUUAGAUGUGUGAUCUUAUUUUUUUUCAACUGUAAAUUUUGUGAUGAAGUAUUUCUCAUAAGAAUUUAGAGUCCCAGGCCGGGCGCGGUGGCUCAAGCCUGUAAUCCCAGCACUUUGGGAGGCCGAGGCGGGUGGAUCACGAGGUCAAGAGAUCGAUACCAUCCUGGUCAACAUGAUGAAACCCUAUCUCUACUAAAAAUACAAAAAAUUAGCUGGGCAUGGUGGCAUGUGCCUGUAAUUCCAGCUACUCAGGAGGCUGAGGCAGGAGAAUUGCCUGAACCCAGGAGGCGGAGAUUGCGGUGAGCCGAGAUCGUGCCAUUGCACUCCAGCCUGGGUAACAAAAGCGAAACUCCAUCUAAAAAAAAAAUAAAUAAAUAAUUUUGAGUCCCAAGUGAGAUGUGCUAUAAAGUACCUACCAUUUUAAAGACUUAGUACAAACAAAAUAAUGUAAAAUAUCUCAUUAACAAUUCUUAUAUGCUCACUGUUCUGAAAUGAUAAUGAUUAUGUUUGAGAUAUAUUGGAUUAAAAAUAUAUUAGAGCUUGUAAUCCCAGCACUUUGGGAGGCCAAGGCUGGAGGAUCACUUGAGGUCGGGAGUUUGAGACCAGCCUGGCCAACAUGGUGAAACCCAGUCUCUGCAAAAAAAACAAAAAUUAGCUGGGUGUGGUGGCAGGCACCUGUAAUCUCAGCUACUCAGGAGGCUGAGGUAGGAAGAUCGCUUGAAACUGGGAGGUAAAGGUUGCAGUGAGCUGAGAUCAUGCCACCACACUCCAUCUCAAAAAAAAAAAAAUACACACACGAGCUAAUUUUGCCUCUUUCUUUUUUCGAGACUGAGUUUUCUUCUGUCACCCUGGCUAUAUUGCAGUGGCAUAAUCAAGCUCACAGCAACCUCCAUCUCCCUAGCUCAAGCCAUCCUCCUGCCUCAGCCUCCUGAGUAGCUGAGACCACAGGAAUGCACCACCACAUCCAAAUAACGUUGUUGUUUUUUUUGAGACGGAGUCUUGUUUUGUCACCCAGGCUGGAGUGCAGUAGUGUGAUCUCAGCUCACUGCAACCUCUACCUCUCAGGUUCAAGCAAUUCUCCUGCCUCAGCCUCCCGAGUAGCUGGGUUUACAGGCAUCCGCCACCACACCCAGCUGAUUUUUGUAUUUUUGAUAGAGACGGGGUUUCACCAUGUUGGCCACACUGGUCUUGAACUCCUGAUCUCUGGUGAUAUGCCUGCCUCAGUCUCCUAAAGUGCUGGGAUUACAGACUUGAGCCACCAUGCCUGGCCAUUUUAAAAUUACUAUUAUUUGUUGUAGAGACAAGGUCUCACUAUGUUGCCCAGGCUGGUCUCGAACUUCUGGACUCAAGCGACCAUCCCACCUUGGCCUCCCAAAGUACUGGGAUUACAGAUGUGAGCCACCGCACCUAGCCCUGUAUCAUUUUUUAGUGGUGAGGUCUCACUCUGUCGCCCGGCCUGGAGUGCACUGGCAUGAUCAUAGGUCACUGCAGCCUCCCACUCCCUGGCUCAAGCAAUCCUCCUGCCUCAGACCCUUGAGUAGCUAGGACUAUAAGCAGAUGCUAACCAGCUGAACUAAUUUUUUUUUAAAUAUGGAGUCUUGCUCUGUCGCUCAGACUGCUGCCUCCACCUCCUGGGUUCAAGAUGUUCUCCUGCCUCAGCCUCCUGAGUAGCUGGGACUACAGGUGGGUGCCACCACGCCUGGCUAAUUUUUGUUUGUUUGUUUGUUUUCAGUAGAGAUGGGGUUACACCAUGUUGGCCAGGCUGGUCUUGAACUCCUGACCUCAAGUGAUUUCACCUCCCAAAGUGCUAGGAUUACAUGAGUGAGCCACCACGCCCAGCCUCAACUAAUUUUUAAAAUUAUUUUCUGUAGAAAUGAGGUCUCACUAUGUUGCCCAGGCUGGACUCAGACUCUUGGUCUUGAGCUGUCCUCCUAUCUUGGCCUCUCAAAAUGUUGCGAUUAUAGGCCUGAGCCACAGCACCUAGUCCACUUGUUUCUUUUUACAUUUUUUUGAUGCAAUAUUAGAAAUUUAAAAUGACAUCUAUUUCUCAUGGAGAAUGCUGGUUUAAACCUUGCUACUGUUCAGUGUGGUCUAGAAACCAGCAGCAUCGGCAUCCCCCUGUGGGAACUGCAAAGUCUCCGUCCCCAGAGAGGCCAAGUCAGAGCCUGGACUGGCUUAGGGCCCACCCUAAUGACGUCAUUUUAACUUAAUUACCUAAAAUUACUUAAUUUUUAGCCAGAACAGUGGCACAUCUCUGUAGUCUCAGCUACUGGGGAGGCUGAGGAAGGAGGAUCUCUUGAGUCCAGCCAUUCGAGGCUGUAGUGAGCUAUGAUUGCACCUUUGAACAUCCACUACACUCCAGCCUGGGCAACACAUUGAGACCCUGGCCCAAAUAAAUAAAUAAUUUUAAUGGAGUUUACCAGGUCUAAUAAUUCCUAUGCAUAUAAAAGUUUGAAAAGCACUGCCCUGGAGAAUGUCUACCCUUUCGCUGUUCCUGGCUGUGCCCAGCAGAGUGGCUUCCUGACCUGUCACUUUCACCAGCCGGGAGGUGUGGUGAGGAGUCAGACCUUGGAUUGCCCUCACCCACCAUCCUCUUCCUCUCUGGGACAGGCAAGUGAGGCUGGGUUGUGAGUGGAGGCAGAGAGGGAGGGUCUGGCCUUGCCUAGUACGAGCCACUGACCCUCUUAGGCCUCAAUUAUUUCAUCUGUAAGAUGUCACAUGGGCCAAAUGGCAUAUGGCAUCUGUCCACUCCCCACCCAUCCAAUUCCUACGUGGAAGCCCUAACUCCCAGACCUCAGAAUGUGACUGUUAUUCACAGAUUGUGUCUCUAAAGAGGCAAUUAAGUUAGAAUAGGGUCAUUAGGGUGGCUCUAAUUCAAUAAGGUUGGUAUCCUUAUAAGAAGAGGAAGUUUGGGCUGGGCGCGGUGGCUCACGCCUAUAAUCCCAGCACUUUGGGAGGCCGAGACGAGUGGAUCACGAGGUCAAGAAAUCAAGACCAUCCUGGUCAACAAGGUGAAACCCCAUCUCUACUAAAAAUAAAAAAAUUAGCUGGGCAUGGUGGUGUGUACCUGUAGUCCCAGCUACUCGGGAGGCUGAGGCAGGAGAACUGCUUGAACCCAGGAGGCGGAGGUUGCAGGGAGCCAAGAUCGUGCCAUUGCACUCCAGUCUGGGUAACAAAAGCGAAACUCCAUCUCAAAAAAAAAAAAAAGAAGAGGAAGUUUGGACACAGUUACAGUGGGAAGACCAUGGGAAGACACAGGGAGAAGAUGGCACCUUACAAGCCAAGGAAAAAGGUCACAGAGGAAACCGAUUCUACAGAGGAAGUCCUUGAUCUCGGACUUUCAGCUUCCAGAGCUAAGAGAAAAAAAUGAAUUUCUGUUGUGGAAGCUGCACGGCCCACAGUACUUUGUGAUGGCAGCCAUAGCACACGAAUAUAGAUGGGAGGAUGGAUUUUUCCCAGGUACUUCAUAGAGUGCGAGGCUCCUUGGAGAUCAUGAGAAUGGGAGCCCAGGCUGCCCCAUGGGAAGUAACCAUGAGGGCUCAGAAGAGGCUGGGUGAUGGGUGCUGGGUGAUGGGUGAUGGACUCCAUGAAAAACACUCCUGCCCACCAGGAACCCUCUCAAGUGAAUGGCCCAGCCCUAAUAGGAGCAGGCUGCACGGAGCUUUGCAGGAUGCUAGCCGGCCGUGAGAGCAUUCUGGGGGAGCAGCGCUUUCUGCAGCAUGAUCUUCUGCUCGAAGCCCUUCUAGAGCCUCUAAUCUUCCCUCCUCCAUCCCCAAGAGUCACGCUCACAUUCAGCUCCCCUGAUGGAACAAUAGUGCCACUGUGAGAGCACUGCCGUCACUGGCCCAGACACCUGUACUGGCCACAUCAGCAGACAACCGUGGACUUCCUGGAUGCUGCCCUCUGCCCGGCUGAAGGCUAGGAGGGAGAUGACUCACAUCUGUGGGUUCCUCACCAGUGUUACCUCAGAGAGUAUAAUCCCCUUUUUCACAGACUAGGAUACUGAGAGUCCGGGAGUCAAGGGGCUUUCCCAAAGCCACACAAGCUGGUUAGAAAUAGAGUCUCAGGGGGGACAGGCCCCGUGACUCAUGCCUGUAAUCCCAGCACUUUGGGAGGCCAAGGUGGGCGGAUCACCUGAGGUCAAGAGUUCAAGACCAGCCUAACCAACAUGGAGAAACCCUGUCUCUACUAAAAAUACAAAAUUAGCUGGGGAUGGUGGCAUAUGCCUAUAACAAGCACCCUGACAAAUCAUAUAGUUCAGCUCCUCGCCAGUACCUCCUUCUCUUCCCCUGACAUGGGUGGGCCUUUCUUUGUGGAAUGAGCAAUACCUCCUGGAGGGAGGGAACUUUUUAGAGCAUGGGAGAGGCUGCGAGCCCCAGGGGUCAGAGACCCUGCUUACUUGCUCUCGUUAAUACAGCGCAAUUAUAAGGAAAGUGCAGAAUGUUCCCAGACUUGGGUUUUCCUGCUUCUCAAAGGAAGGGCUGAGGCCUGGGAUUCCAUAAGGUCCUCCCUAGCCCAGGAUAAUUGCUACUGACCAAAGAAGGGAUUUUGGACCAAACUCUUGCCCACUGGAACUGCUCCCAGGGAGGGUCAAGUAAUGUCACCUUCCCCAGGAGCCAGGGGCAGGUGUGAGGUCCCUGGGCAGACACCCCUGUGUUGAUCUUGCUUUUUGAGGAGGGACAGCCUUGUGUGUUGAAUGCUGAAACGUCUUUAGAAUGGCUGACACCUCUACUUCUUUUUUUUUUUUUUUUUUUUUGAGAGAAUUUCGCUCUUGUUGCCUAGGCUGGAGUGCAAUGGUAUAAUCCCAGCUCACCACAACCUCCACCUCCCGGCUUCAAGUGAUUCUCCUGCCUCAGACUCCCAGGUAGCUGGGGUUACAAGUGCCCACCACCACGCCCGGCUAAUUUUUGUAUUUUUAGUAGAGAUGGGGUUUCACCAUGUUGGCCAUGCUGGUCUUGAACUCCCGACCUCGGGUGAUCCACCAGCCUCGGCCUCCCAAGGUGCUGGGAUUAUGGGUGAGAGCCGCCACGCCCAGCCUCAAGAAGCCUUCUUCUUCCUAUUUUAUCAUUCUUUCCCUUCCUCUCCCCUACAUUCUUUCAACCAGCUUUUAUUGAGUAGCUAUUAUAUGUUAGGCACUGUGCAUCCAGAAAGAAAUAAAAUACUACCUCUGCCUUAAGCAGCUCACAGUGUAGAAGGGGAGAGCCAUACACAAAAUAAUUAUAAAAUAGGGCAAGCAGUAUGACAAGACAAAGCUUCUGGAAUGAUCCAUGUGAUAAUGCCAAAAAAUGCUCCACAAAAAUGGGGAGUUGCUCUUUGGUUAAGUUUGAUUUGAGAAAUGUUACAAAUUAUAUGGGAAGUUAUUAAUGAACGUGAGCAAUGCAAAGGCUCUGAGAAGUCCUGCAGCAAAGCAAUCUAGCAGUUUAGGCUGGGCACAGUGGCUCACACCUUUAAUCCCAGCACUUUGAGGGGCUGUGAUGGGAGGACUGACAGCCUAGGAGUUUCAGACCAGCCUGGUCAACAUAGUGAGACCCUCUCUUUAAAAAAAUAAAAUAGGCCGGGCGUGGUAGCUCACGCCUGUAAUCCCAGCACUUUGGGAGGCCGAGGCGGGUGGAUCACCAGGUCAAGAGAUCGAGACCAUCCUGGUCAACAUGGUGAAACCCCGUCUCUACUAAAAAUACAAAAAAUUAGCUGGGCAUAGUGGUGCGUGCCUGUAAUCCCAGCUACUCAGGAGGCUGAGGCAGGAGAAUUGCCUGAACCCAGGAGGCGGAGGUUGCGGUGAGCCGAGAUCGUGCCAUUGCACUCCAGCCUGGGUAACAAGAGCGAAACUCCAUCUCAAAAAAAAAUAAAUAAAAUAAAUAAAAAAAAAUAAAAAAUAACUCAAUGUCAUGACUUGCACCUAUGGUCCCAGCAACUUAGAGGUCGAGGCAGAGGAUUGCUUGAGCCUAGGAGGUCAAGGCUGCAGUGAAUUAUUUUCUGGCCUCUGCACUCUAGCAUGGGUGACAAAGUGAGACCGUCUCUCAAGAAAACAAACAAAACACCUGCUGAACUCAGCAUUUCCCAAAUUUCUGAGCCAGCACAACCCUUUCACCAACAACCUCUGAGGAUGCUUGGGAACUGCUGUAAUAGCUGUGGUCUGUGUAAAGAACACAGGAGGAGCUUGGAGGGGGAAGAUCGCUCUGCUGGGGGCAAUGAAGAAGGAUUUUCUGAAGAAAGUGGUUUUCAAACUAAGAAAAGAGCAAGAGAUUCACCAGGGAGAUGAUGUGGGGAAAUGGAGUAGGUGUCCCUGAAAAGGACUCCCAGGCAGUAAGCAGCACAUGUUAAAAAUAUGGAAAAGCAGGAGUUUGGCUUGUUUGGAGAAUUGCAACUAAGUAUUCGUCUAGUUGGAGCAGAGGGUUUGGGUAGGAGAUGAGAGAAAAGAUGAAGGCAGUGGCUGGAUCCCUUAGGCCCUAAGAUGCUAUAUUCCACAAUUCAAAGAAUUCAGUUUCAAUGUAAAUAUAAAAUAAUAUUUGUUGAGCACCUACUGUGUACCAGGAUCUGUGCCUGGUACUGGGGAAAUGUUGAUUUGUAAGACAUGUACUCUGCCUUUGCUCCUUACAAUCUAGCAGGGAAUGUAGACAAGAAAACCAGGACAGCAUUGUUCACAGAAGGGAGUGCCAAGUGCGUAGGGAGGUCAAGAAGGGAUUAAACAUGUCCACAGGAUUUAAAAACAAGAAGGCGGCCGGCGCGGUGGCUCACGCCUGUAAUCCCAACACUUUGGGAGGCCAAGGCCGGCGGAUCACCUGAGGUCAGGACUGCAAGACCAGCCAGGCCAACAUGGUGAAACCCCGUCUCUACUGAAGUUACAAAAAUUAGCUAGGUGUGAUGGUGCACACCUGUAGUCCCAGCUACUUGGGAGGCUGAGGCAGGAGAAUAGCUUGAACCUGGGAGGCAGAGGUUGCAGUGAGCCGAGAUCACGGCACGGCACUCCCGCCUGGGCAACAAGAGCAAGACUCAAACAAACACACAAACAAGACCAAGAAGGAUGCCAUGGUCCUGGGCCACUGCUGUUUUGGUGAAUUAUCAGAGGGAAGAGAAGGGCAGAGGAAUGAAGAGGAGAUACAGAAAUGCAGAGAAAGACAAUACAUGGCUCCUUCGAGAAAUCUGGCUGAAAGCAGUUCUGUGAUAUGAGCAGUAAUGGACCAGAAGAUUUUAUCUCUAGCAGCAGAAAAGACAGCAGACAAACUGCAGGAAUUUCUUCAGACUCUGAAAGAAGAUGACUUGACUAAUCUCCUUCAGAAUCAAGCAGUGAAAGGAAAAGUUGCUGGAGCACUCCUGAGAGCCAUCUUCAAAGGUUCCCCCUGCUCUGAGGAAGCUGGAACACUUAGGAGACAUAAGAUAUACACUUACUGUAUCCAGUUGGUGGAAUCAGGGGACUUGCAGAAAGAAACAGCAUCUGAAAUCGUAGGAUUGCUGAUGCUGGAGGCUCACCAUUUUCCAGCACCGUUAUUGGUUGAAAUAGCCAAUGAGUUUAUUAGUGCUGUCAGAGAAGGCAGCCUAGUGAAUGGAAAAUCUUUGGAGUUACUGCCUAUCAUUCUCACUGCCCUGGCAACCAAAAAGGAAAAUCUGGCUAAUGGAAAAGGUGUACUGAGUGGGGAAGAAUCUAAGAAGCAGUUGAUUAACACCUUGUGUUCUGGCAGGUGGGAUCAGCAGUACGUAAUCCAACUCACCUCCAUGUUCAAGGAUGUCCCUCUGAGUGCAGAAGAGGUGGAAUUUGUGGUGGAAAAAGCGUUGAGCAUGUUCUCCAAGAUGAAUCUUCAAGAAAUACCACCUUUGGUCUAUCAGCUUCUGGUUCUCUCCUCAAAGGGAGGCAGAAAAAGUGUUUUGGAAGGAAUCACAGCCUUCUUCAAUGCAGUAGAUAAGCAGCACAAUGAGGAUCAGAGUGGUGAUGAGCUAUUGGAUGUUGUUACUGUGCCAUCAGGUGAACUUCGUCAUGUGGAAGGUACCAUUAUUCUACACAUUGUGUUUGCCAUCAAAUUGGACUAUGAACUAGGCAGAGAACUCCUGAAACAGUUAAAGGCAGGACAGCAAGGAGAUUCCAGUAAUAACUUAAGUCCUUUCAGCAUUGCUCUUCUUCUCUCUGUGACAAGAAUACAAAGAUUUCAGGAACAGGUGCUUGAUUUUUUAAAGACUUCGGUUGUUAAGAGCUUUAAGGAUCUUCAGCUCCUCCAAGGCUCAAAAUUUCUUCAGAAUCUAGUUCCUCAUAGAGCCUGUGUUUCAACCAUGAUCUUGGAGGUGGUGAAGAAUAGUGUUCAUAGUUGGGACCAUGUUACUCAGGGCCUGGUAGAACUUGGUUUCCUUUUAAUGGAUUCAUAUGGGCCAAAGAAGGUUCUUGAUGGAAAAGCUAUUGAAACCAGCCUGGGUCUUUCUAAAAUGCCAAACCAGCAUGCGUGUAAGCUCGGAGCUAAUAUCCUGUUGGAAACUUUUAAGAUCCAUGAGAUGGUCAGACAAGAAAUUCUGGAGCAGGUCCUCAACAGGGUUGUUACCAGAGCAUCUUCUCCCAUCAGUCAUUUCUUAGACCUGCUUUCAAAUAUCGUCAUGUAUGCACCCUUAGUUCUUCAAAGUUGUUCUUCUAAAGUCACGGAAGCUUUUGACUAUUUGUCCUUUCUGCCCCUUCAGACUGUACAAAGGCUGCUUAAAGCAGUGCAGCCCCUUCUCAAAGUCAGCAUGUCAAUGAGAGAUUCCUUGAUACUUGUCCUUCGGAAAGCUAUGUUUGCCAACCAGCUUGAUGCCCGAAAAUCUGCAGUUGCUGGGUUUUUGCUGCUCCUGAAGAACUUUAAAGUUUUAGGCAGCCUGUCAUCCUCUCAGUGCAGUCAGUCUCUUAGUGUCAGUCAGGUUCAUGUGGAUGUUCAUGGCCAUUAUAAUUCUGUCGCCAAUGAAACUUUUUGCCUCGAGAUCAUGGAUAGUUUGAGGAGAUGCUUAAGCCAGCAAGCUGAUGUUCGACUCAUGCUUUAUGAGGGUUUUUAUGAUGUUCUUCGAAGGAACUCUCAGCUGGCUAAUUCAAUCAUGCAAACUCUCCUCUCACAGUUAAAACAGUUCUAUGAGCCAAAACCUGAUCUGUUGCCUCCUCUGAAAUUAGAAGCUUGUAUUCUGGCCCAAGGAGAUAAGAUCUCUCUACAAGAACCACUGGAUUAUCUGCUUUGUUGUAUUCAGCAUUGUUUGGCCUGGUAUAAGAAUACAGUGAUACCCUUACAGCAGGGAGAAGAGGAGGAGGAGGAGAAGGAGGAGGAGGAGGAGGAGGAGGAAGAGGGAUUCUACCAAGACCUAGAUGACAUAUUGGAGUCCAUUACCAAUAGAAUGAUUAAGAGUGAGCUAGAAGACUUUGAACUGGAUAAAUCAGCAGAUUUUUCUCAGAGCACCAGUAUUGGCAUAAAAAAUAAUAUCUGUGCCUUUCUUGUGAUGGGAGUUUGUGAGGUUUUAAUUGAAUAUAAUUUCUCCAUAAGUAAUUUCAGUAAGAAUAAGUGUGAGAACAUUCUGAGCUUAUUUAUGUGUUACAAGAAACUCUCUGACAUCCUUAAUGAAAAAGCCGGUAAAGGCAAAACAAAAAUGGCCAACAAGACAAAUGAUAGUUUCUUGUCCAUGAAAUGUGUGUCCAGUCUUCUCACUGCUCUGUUCAGGGAUAGUACCCAAAGCCACCAAGAAAGCCUUUCUGUUCUCAGGUCCAGCAAUGAGUUUAUGCGCUAUGCAGUGAAUGUAGCUCUGCAGAAAGUGCAGCAGCUGAAGGAAACGGGGCAUAUGAGUGGCCCUGAUGGCCAAAACCCAGACAAGGUUUUUCAGAGCCUCUGUGACAUAACUCGGGUCUUGCUUUGGAGAUACACUUCAAUUCCUACUUCAGUGGAAGAGUCGGGAAAGAAAGAGAAAGGAAAGAGCAUCUCACUGCUGUGCUUGGAGGGUUUACAGAAAAUAUUCAGUGCCGUGCAGCAGUUCUAUCAGCCCAAGGUUCAGCAGUUUCUCAGAGCUCUGGAUGUCACAGAUAAGGCAGGAGAAGAGAGAGAAGAUGCAGACGUCAGUGUCACUCAGAGAACAGCGUUCCAGAUCCGGCAGUUUCAGCGGUCCUUGUUGAAUUUGCUCAGCGGCCAGGAGGAAGAUUUUAAUAGCAAAGAAGCCGUCUUGCUAGUCACUGUUCUCACCAGCUUGUCCAAGCUCCUGGACCCCUCCUCUCCUCAGUUUUCGCAGAUGUUAUCCUGGACAUUGAAGAUUUGCAAGGAAAACAGCCGGGAGGAUGCCUUGUUUUGCAAGAGCUUGAUGAACUUGCUCUUCAGCCUGCAUGUUUUGUAUAAGAGCCCUGUCACUCUGCUGCGUGACUUGUCCCAGGAUAUCCAUGGACACCUGGGAGAUAUAGACCAGGACAUAGAGGUGGAGAAAACAAACCACUUUGCCAUAGUGAAUUUGAGAAUGGCUGCCCCUACUGUCUGUUUACUUGUUCUGAGUCAGGCAGAGAAGGUCCUAGAAGAAGUGGACUGGCUAAUCACCAAACUUAAGGGACAAGUGAGCCAAGAACCCUUAUCAGAAGAGGCCUCUUCUCAGGCAGUCCUAUCAAGUCAUCCUGUGGAGAAGGCCAUCAUCAUGCAGCUGGGAACUCUGCUUACAUUUUUCCACGAGCUGGUGCAGACAGCUCUGCCAUCAGGCAGCUGUGUGGACACCUUGUUAAAGGACUUGUGCAAAAUGUACACCACACUUACCGCACUUGUCAGAUAUUAUCUCCAGGUGUGUCGGAGCUCUGGAGGAAUUCCAAAAAAUACGGAAAAGCUGGUGAAGCUGUCUGGUUCUCAUCUGACCCCCCUGUGUUAUUCUUUCAUUUCUUACGUACAGAGAUUCAUGGCGUCCAUCUGCAUAUUAAAGGUGCUGAGACCAGCCAUGGUGGCGGAGAAUAAGAAGAGUAAAAGCCUGAACUAUACGGGAGAGAAAAAGGAGAAAACUGCUGCCGUUGCCACAGCCAUGGCCAGAGUUCUUCGGGAAACCAAGCCAAUCCCUAACCUCAUCUUCGCCAUUGAACAGUAUGAAAAAUUUCUCAUCCACCUUUCUAAGAAGUCCAAGGUGAACCUGAUGCAGCACAUGAAGCUCAGCACCUCACGAGACUUCAAGAUCAAAGGAAACAUCCUAGACAUGGUUCUUCGAGAGGAAGGCGAAGACAAAAACGAAGAGCACCUACGGUUUUCAUCUGAGUCUUGUCUAAUAAGUCGCAUAUCAGUGACCCACUCCCAUUUCUGAAUUGGAAGUUUACAUACAAAUGCCCUGGAUUUCUGGCUUCUCAAGGAUUUGGAACAUGCCUCCUUCAGAUGAUUACACUCCAGGCUCCCAUCCACUCCUUUACCCACUUGGCAGCAGCACUCAG